CGACUCUAGCUCGGGCAGACACGAAUAGUUCGGCGGAGCGGAAGUGUUAUCGAGGCCUAGGCGCUCGUCUCGCGCCGGCAGUGCCUGUCUUGUCAGUGAGACGGCGUUGGUCCUUUGUCAGUUUGGCAUACUGACCGACAGUGUGUGUUACCGUGCGGCUGCCAGGGGCGUCCGGCCAGUAUGUUCAGCUUCCACAAGCCCAAGGUCUACAGAUCCUCCACUGGCUGCUGCAUCUGCCGCGCCAAGUCCAGCAGCUCUAGGUUCACGGACAGCAAAAAAUAUGAAGAUGACUUCAUGGAGUGCUUCCAACUGCAGGAACAUCGCUCUGGCGAGAUAUGCAACGCUUGUGUCUUGCUCGUCAAGCGUUACAAGAAGUUACCAGUCGGCAGCGAUCGUAACUGGCAGCAUGUGGUGGACUACCGAGCAGGGCCGGGCACCAAGUCACUGGCGAAGUUCAAGUCGAAAAACAAGAAGGUGAAAACCGGGGACGGUGCUCGGAAAAGCGAGAAACUCGUCAAGAAGUCCGGCAGGGAGCAGUCGUCACGCGAAGACAGACAAGAUGAAGCACCAGGUGAUGACUUCAUGUUGGUAACAAACAUGCCCAUGGGGCAUGCGCCCAGCCCAACUCCUAGUGACGAAUCUGCCAAACACUCGCCGAUCAAGAAGAAGCGCAAUCGUUUUGCAUCUCUCCACGAAAAGGCAAUCAAGCAAAGGUCACAAAUUCCAGUCAGUGGAUUUCUUGAUCUCAACUUCUGGAAAACGGAGGAAGUGUGCUGCGGCACCAUCUUCACCGGCCAGGACCACCUGAACAUAGCCGUGCUGGACCUGCGGUUCCUGAAGCCGUGCGCCAGGCACGGCGCGCCGGACGCGGGCAAGAAGCCCGCCUCGCCGGAGCCCGCGGGCGCGCCGGGGGCCUCCUCCGGGGGCAAGCUGGCCAAGACGUUCAGCGACGCCUCCUCCGACUCGGGCUACGACGAGCUGUCGAACCCGGGCGUCGGCGAGGGGGCUCCCCCCCACCCGACCGCCAGCGUGAUCAAGCACGCGGGGCGGUGCCGCCAGGACGCGGAGGUCGCGACCAAUUAACGACGGCCGUCGCGUAGCAGUUGCCAAUUGCGCUCCCUCAUAUUCCGUUUGCCAAUCCUCGUCGGGUCCAAAGUUUUCUAUGUGGCGUGUCUUUUGAUCCUCGCCGUUUACUCAAGUGUUUUUUUUUUUUAACGAGCAAUAAGCACUCCCCUUCUGCAUAUCAGGUGACGGCACAAUUAUCGAUAUUGUGUCUUCGGUAUUCUACUGCCAUUCGCGACCCGCCUGCCGUAGCGCGGCGGUCUGGAUGUGAUAUCAUCAUUGGUAUUCUCUGCGUGUGUGUGUGUGUGCAAAUGUGGAAGUUCCUAGUUUUAAUGCGACUCUCGGCCCUGGCCUCUCUCAGUGCUGUCUUGCGUCAGUUCGUCGAACUACGGUGAGUUCGAAUAACGCACAAGCAGGUGCUGCUUUCAACAUCCACAAGCUUGGUUUUAAGUACAUACUUCUUAUGCUUGAAAUGUAUUUUAAUCCUCAGUAUGUUUAAGUAUCUCUGCCCGAGUCGGUAUCUACAUACAUGAUUACCUUAUGACUCUUCUGUAGCCUAGUUUGUCUGUUGCAAUAUUUUAUCUUUUGGAAUGUUUGUGAAGAAAAAUUUUAGCAUGUAUGUACGCAUGUUUGAGGUUUGAUAUACGCGUGAGUUAGUUAAUAAAACAUGAAAUGAUCUAGUCUUUGCAAACACCACUUUUUACAUUACGAAAAGUGUUUUUACGAGUGCCAUGUGCUGUUGAAACUAUUAUGCUCGUCUGUUUCAAUGUGAAUCAUGCGUAAAAAAAAAGUAUUGUACUAUAGAUUUAUGUGCGAGUUCACAGGUUAAAUUGACAUGUGAUUUGUAAGUCACUUUGCAAUGCAUUACGUCUUGUCUUAUAUCAAAGACUGAAAGUGAUGUAACGUAUUCGUUGCAACCUAAUUAAUAUGAAUUGAGGUUGGGUAACAUGCUACUGCCAUAAUAUAAACAAUAUAGAAUAAUGGUAUCAGUGUUCUUGUGAUCUUGUUUCUUCCCGUCAGAAAAAAAUGACGUGUUUAUGAUAAAUGCACAUCUUUAUUCAUUUAAGUUGUUAUAUUUGAUAGAGAAUGUUAGAUAAAUGCUGAUUAUGAGGUUCAAUAUAGGAGAAUGGUUUAAUAUGAGUUCAAAAAUGAGGUGAGUGGGAGUAUAACGAUGUGUUUUUACCUUUGAUACUUUUAUCAUGUAUAUUAUAAUAAAGUAGUAUAAAAAUUGAUCAGUAUUGUGAUAACCAUGUGAAAUUAUCUUCGUAAAGUAGGGCUGUACUACUUAACAGUUCCAUCUUUGAUUGGCCAGCUGUAAAUGGGUUGUGAGAUAAGUUAUAUUUGGCAUAUAGUGCAAUUUGUGAACUUGCAGUAUUAGCUAUGAUAAUUAAUUCUUGUUUUGCACACCGUCCCCCGUAGUUGAUUGUGAUUGUAGCUUCUUCAUCACCGCACUACUGCGACGGAGGCAAUUGUCAUCCUUGCCGUCCAAUCACCUGCUGUAAUGCAGAAACUGCUACUUUUAACUGAACAUGGGUAUUAUGCAUUCGUGGGAACAACUGUCACUGCUUUUAACAGAAAGGAGGCUGUUUCACUUUGUAGCCGAACCCUCAACUGCUUAUAACGUGUGAACUGAUCUAACAAGUAAGCGUACGGUAUCCAACUUUUUUUCUCUGAUAAAUUUCUUUCUGCGACAUUUUUUUCACAUUUUAAUGCUUGGAAAAUGUUGCAUCCUUUUUCAUUUUUUUUUUUUGACGUGAUAACGUCUUAUAAAUCGAUGAAUGCCGGCUGCACGCAUGAAAAAUUGUCACGUUCCGCCUGAGCCGAGCGUGCAAGAACCGGCCAACCACCGUGCGGGAAAAUCUUAUAUAAUGUCAAACAGGUUAAGGUGGGCUAUAUAACUGAUUGUUCGUGAUUAUAUUUAAACAAAUUAUUUAGAUUAAAUUUGCAAAAAACUGUAAAUAAUAUUUGAAAAUUAAAAAGGAUGCAAUUUUUCAUCAGUGUUUUCUUAUGACGUCAUCACGUAAAAUUAUCGUCCGUAAACCGACUUUACAGACAACCCAUUUUUUUGUUAUGUUUUUAUUGUAAAAUAAAACCCUUAUUUAAAUUAUACUUGGAUACUGUGAGUGCCCCAUUCGCAUGAAAUCCUGAGUCAACAUUAGAUUGAUAGCAUCUUCUCUGGAACCUGAAUUAGUGAAGCACAGGUACCAACCACACCUAUACUGUACUGUUUUUAUGCUCUGAGGUACCCUUUUAAUUUCAACAUUCUACCCUACGUAAAUGAGCUGUAAAAAUGGUUACAAAGUACAGAUUUAAUGUUUGCGUAAAUUCUUAUCCAUGUACAUUUGUGUGCGCCUAUCUAUGUAUAUUUUUGCAUAUGCAUUUAUAUGUGCAUAGUUAUUUAUAUUUUAAGUUAUGAAGUUGCAUAUUGCUUCUCAUUGGUGCAUACCUAAAGGUUCCAUCUUUGCGAAAUAUAGAAACAAAACCUUCAGAUGAAGUGUUUAUAUAUACGUAUAAAUAAAACCAAUUUUUUUUUUACUUCUUUAUUUUCAUUGGGUAAUAGGCUCUGUUUGUUAAAAUGCAGUAUUUUUCCUUAUCCUUAAAUAAUUUUGGCUUUUUUAAAGAAACCUUAAGCAUUUUUUUAAACUAAAUGUGUCUUAGAACUACGUACUUUCGUCUGCAUUUAGUUGUUAUCUUUGAAUGUGAAGCAGCAGUUUUUAGGUGUGUUAGCAUGCAUUCUGUCCUUGAUGUGUUCUGCAUUCAAUACUGUCAAUGUAGUUUAAGUUUACAUUUGAAUUUAUGUUCAUCUUGAGUUCAUAAAGAUAUAAUUGCAUGAUGUGUCCUGUGGUUGUACCAGUUAUGUUGAACCAUGUAUCAUGAAUUGAACCUUGCGUGAUUAUCCUAAACUCGUCACUGUCAGGUAAGAAUAUUAAUUCCUCGUAAUAUAGUCAUAUACGUAAGUAAAAGUCAAAGAAGAUGAAUAUGGUUGUGCUAGAAUCUGUGCAUAUGGCUAGAGUCUCCUGUUUAUGUGAUGAUUUAUUUCUAAGUUUGUAGUGGGGGAAUUAUUGAGGCAGAUAAUCAGAAAGUGUGUCAAGUAUUUUAUCUUGGCAUUAAUUAUUACUGUAAUUUAUAAAUUUUUUUUUUUUAGUAAUGUAUCAAAGCAUUAAAUAAGUUCAGCUUUUUGUUUAUAAUAAUUGUUGGCCAAAAUUUUUAAAACUUCUAAGAGUGCUUAUUAUAGGUGGAUAAUGAGGCACCCUUAAAUUAUUAUCUAUGAUUUUGAGUUCAAGUUGCCUUGCUGUGUACAAAUUUCCUUUUCAGUGUUUCUUAAAAAAUUGUGUUUUAUACAAGCUCACAAACUGUGUUAUCAAAGAUAUAAUAUUGCAUGUUCAAACAUUUUGUCAUGAAAAUCAAUCAAAAUAAUUCAGUUCAUUGAAAGAAUGUAAGUUUUGUGUAUUUUUUCUAUUUGUAAAAAAAAAAAAGUCUGCAGAUCACGAAAAUCGCAGAAGUCACAAAAAAGUAACAAAAAGUUAUGAAAUGGUCCUGAAAUAAACUGUAACAUUGCUGAAAGUCACAAAACUUCAAUUUUCAGCAACCAUUUGCUAACUUGUAACUUGGAUUUUGUUUUUCCGUCAUCCGACUUCAGUUUAUAAUCGCACAUUAAAUAUAAAUAGUUGGAGACUUUAAACUUUAUUCAGUGGAAUUUAUAGCUGAAAAAGUUAACGGUUUCCAACACAAAAAUAGGCUUUGUCCCGUGAAUAAUAAAUGUGUUUCAUAUCAUGUUUAAUUUUGUGUAAUAUAUAUUAAAAAUUUGUGCUAAGAUUACAGACAAGGUUUGUUGGUUUUAUUUUCAGACCAAUUUAGUUUUUAAAACAGGUUAUUUCAGUGUUAUUAUUUUUAUUUUUUAUAAAAAAAUAUUUAUUAAAUACUAUAGCAUAUUACUGAAAAAAAAUUACAUUUAAAUGUUCCAUGAUACUAAUUUCUCCUAAACAGUGUCAUUUUGACUGAUACUUGACACACUUUUUUUCAAUAUAAUUUGUAAUAAGCAUGAAUGAAUGACUAUUCGGAACAAAAAAAUUCAUUUAUUAAGUAUUACUGUGUUUGAAAAAAAAGUUUUUAAUGUUGUAAUGUAACAAAGAGUUACAAAAAUUGUGGUACAAAUGUCAUGCUAAAUAAAUUAUUUUCAUUGAACUUAAUACUUAAAAGAUUACAUAUUUGUCAUUAAAGGUAAGUUUUGAUUGAACAUGCUUGUUAGCUUCAUUAUUGUAAUUGCAUUUUGAUGCUUUGUGGUGUAUUAACUUGAAUUUCGGUGUUACGUGGGGAAUCGUCAUACUUUUCAUUGUUAUUUUGGUUUUAUCGCAAUUCACCGUAUAACCGUGUCCAUAGCUACGAUAUAAAAAGGUUUUAAGAAAAUAAUAUUUCAAGGUCCUGAAAUUGGUUCAGUAGGAGCUGUGGAUGCACAGAUCACUAGAUCACCCUCAACAUUUUAACAACUUCCAGGCCUACCUUUCAGGAAAAAAAAACCCGGGGGUUCGAUGAAUGGAUGUUAUUGGCCGCAUCACCUUUUCUGUCGACAGCGUCGAGGUUGUAGGACGUUAAAUAACCAUUCUGGAACUUGUUAGCCGCCAGGUGAUCUUAGUUGUGGAAUAUUCACAGUGUCUGGUGGAAUGUUCAUGGUGAAUCAAUGUUUACAGCGCCAGUCAGUGGAAAAAAUAUUUGACUCCAUUUCACAUCAACAAAUUUCAGUUUCGAGCAAUUAGAAUGAUGUGUUUUUAUGUUGAAAGAACACAGUAGGUUUUCACAUUGUCGUCUGCUACUCUUAGGAUGGGGUAUCCUCCGAGUCAACUACGGGUUAGCCUAAUUGGGUUGGGGGGGAGGGGGGGAAAUGGGUCAUGGGUCGCCUCAGCCUCCCAUCAUAGCUUCUCUUCAGACGCCUCCAAGUUGCGAUGAAACUGCGAAAACAUUUCCUUGUGGCUCUAGGGAGCUCAUGUCGGAGGUGAUUCAGCUGUAACGGGAGUAGUUACCAUCAAAUCCGGCAUGUUGAACAACUGAACAGCUGUUCGCUUAACAACUGUUGUCUGCUGCUGCGGAGAUUGCCUGGCCGUCUGCCCUCUGCAGAUAGAGCAUGAAGUAGAGCCUCUAACCCACACACCAAAGAACCAUUUUCAGCCAAUCGGGAGCCUUGGAUGUAAAGGAAAGUUUGCCAGUGAUCUUCCACUCCGACAUUAAAAAUUGAAAAUGUGGCCGUUAUGUGUGCAUAGGCACAGUUGGUGAAAUUUUCUUUUGACUGCUUCGUAUAAAAAAAAAAGGUUCACUUUGAUCUCAUUGUAUUUUUGAGUUGACCUUGAGACUGUUAUAAUGUUGCAUUUAUCUUGGACUAUCUCUGAGUACAUAUUUACUGUACAUAAUUGUAUGACUGAUUUGACGUUUUCUUGUAAGUUACGAAGGACUCGAAAAACGGUGUUUUAUAUUGUUUUUGUAUUCUUUAAGAGGGUUUCCUAUUUUAUGUACAAAAUUACAUAUGUAAUUAUAGUGGUACCAAGUUUGUAUUAGUUAAUGAAGUUGUGUGAAUUAACGAAGCAUUGUGAAGGCAAUGAAUAUGCUAAGCGAAGUAAGAAAUAUCCCUUCAUUUUUAUUACCAUCAUCUUUGUUAAAAUCUAUGUGAUAUAUAGUUAAUUCUGGCAGCGAAACCUAAAAAACCUUUAGGCACAAAUUAUUUUCCAUUCUUAAUAUAUUUUGAAUGAAGAAUCAUGUUUAUCCAAAAUUACAUUUUUCAGUUAUAAAAAGUAUUUUUUUUUUUUUAAUGCAGUACAACCCCAUACUUGUAAGUAUGAGGGCAGAUAAUUGAAGAAUACUGGGGCAUGGUCUCAGGAACAAAGAAAAUCCCUGCAGAAAUACUUAAAACAAUUCUCGGCACUGGUAAUGCAUUAUCAAAGAAGUGUUUGUUUACUAGAAUGUUUGGUUGUGUAUCACCCGAUGGAAUCUUGUGAUAUGUAAGUAGUUUUAAAUUGUAAUAUGUGUAUCGGAACAUUUUUAGGUGCAUACAAUGUGAUCUGCGCUCAAAAAGAUAAUUUUUUUUUCCUUGAUGCAUCAAAACGGAGGUGCGGAAACGCAUACAUGCCUGGUUAAGCCCUUGCUCUGGUGUUUCAAGGGAGGGUUUUGCUGCUGAUUUUAUGUUUUCAAUUUUUUUGUUUGGGCUGGAAUGUUCUUUGAUAAUUAGUGAUGAACUCAUAGAUGGUGUUGUUUUUUUUUCUUUUUGUUCUUGACAAGGCUUUGUGGCUUUAACUACGUUUCAGCAGCCGAAGUUUCUUGGGAGCAGCAUGUUUUGGUACAAAAAAGUCUUCCGGGGUUCAUCGGUCGCAUGCCGUACUUAGCCACGUCGUAAAAUAAGGGCUGCAGACGGUCUUGUUUGAUCAUGUUUAAGUUUGGUGAGAGACUUUCAAAACGCGUCUAUUCGUGUGACUACCUCAACCUCCCAUGAGAGAUUUCAAAACUCGUCUAUUUGUGUGACUUCCUCAACCUCCCAUUUCUUCCUCUGCACAACCCCAACCUUCUUAUUUCUAGUUAGUUUAUUUGCUGUUUCAGGCCUGGUUCUUGUCAGUAUCUGGCGAGUAGCCCAGUUGAAAUGUUCUUCUUUUGACGCGAGAGUUUACUUGGCGUAUGAUGGUGUUUCACGAGCUUUUUGUGCCGCAGAUCUCCUACCGCAGGUUUCUCGUUGAAGUAUUUUUCGUUGUCGUGGCUGAUCUCAUUUUCGGGAUGUAGAUAGUCGGGACAGAAGCAAUAGUGUAGAGCACCUGUAUGCAUUCCUCGUUUCGUUGGGCUAGUGGUUCAACUCGACGUUGGGAGUCGGAAAGCAAUAUCGGCAGAUGAAAUUUUGCGACCGUCUGGGGGUUUCGUUAGUGUGUACAGAUAUAUGUAUUAUAUAUGCUAUGUUUGGACUGUGCAGUCGAGAUGUGUAUUUUAAAUACGAAUGUUGCAAACACUUGAGAGCAAAGUUUACUUUAACAACAAAUGGUUAUUGUUACCAAGUAACAAAAUAUAUUGCAAGAAAUUUAUGUAAUGGUUGCAGCUGUAAUAUUGUAUUUUUAAUUGUGAAACUUUAUAUUUGUAUUAAUUACUGUGCGGCAUUCUGUCAUGAGCUGUUUUUGUGUUAAGUCUGCUAAUGUAUUGUUUGAAUGCUGAGAAAACAGUUUUAAAAGGGUGCAAUACUGUAUCAGUGUCAUGAAGUAUUUUACACGAUGGUCUCAUAUGAAAUUUUUUUUUUGUGCUACAAAGGUAAUAUUUUAAAUGAUGGUGUUGGCUGUGACAACAUUUAAAAUGUUUGUUAGACUCCCAGUAUAUUAGUAAAUGGAGAUAAUAAAUUUAAUAAAGCAUGUAGUUAUGAUUGGAUUAAAAAUUUAUUGUGACUUUUCUUCUAGCUUACAAAUUGAGUUGCAGAUAUUGAUGCACUAGUUGUCUGUGUUCACUGUUCACUAUGUGUGUGUUAGCUAUAAGAAUUUGUUAAUUAUAAAAAAAUUAUCUUAUAUUAUUUUAUGCAGUUUUGUUUAUUAUUAAUUUUGUUUGUGCAUAGUUGGUAUUUUUCAUAGAAAGUAUUUAUCACUAGUAUAUCUUAUGGUUCCAUUUGAACCAAACUGCCAUUACUUUAAGGGACGUGUCAGUGCUAUCAUGUGUACGCUGAUGCAGAUGUGUGGAAAUAGCUGAAGAUAGUUAUGAUUUGUAUGUAAGAAAUAGUUAACACAGCCUGCUGUACAUGCAUAUGUGUUUGGUAUUUCUGAACAUUUUUUUCUUAUUUCCAGAAUCAAAGUUACAUUACCUCAUUUCAGGCUUCAGUUAAUUAAUUUGUGUGUGGUUUUCGAUUCAUUAUUUGAUUAAUGCUUACACUCUAGCCACGACGUUAGAGCGCUGAGAAGUACGAUGUUUGCAGAAUGAUCAUGCUACAUUGUUAGAAAGUGUUCAGACAGUGAAGCUGUUUUUUUUAUCGUGAGUAAGCUUUUUGUGGAAUUUCUAUGUAAAUGGUUGUAAUUGUCUGUCGUGUAUUCGUAAUGAAGUGUUGUGACUUUUUAUUUAUCACGUUCUUUUAUAUUUUGUAGAGAGUAGUGGAAAGUUUUAUCAGUAAUAAAAUAUCAGUAUUGUCAUCACUGUCUACUUUUCUUGCAAUUCAUUUGGGGUUGUGAAUUUCCGGUGUUCCAUUGUAACUUUAAAAUGAAAAAAAAAUAUUUAGGCACUUGUAUAUCUGUAUGUUUAGCUAGGUAUACGACUAUUUUUCAAGGAAAAUAUUUUAAAAAUUGAGUAGAAGUUCUGCUUAGCAGUCAAUUUUUUAAUGUUUUUAUCAGCUAACUGCAAAGCCUUAUAUUAUUGUACACUGUCAUACUUGCACAAUCAGAUUUUUUUAGAUAUGUGCAUCUCAUUAUCUAAAUAGAUUAUUUAUUGCAGAUUUGCCUGGUUGUAAAAGCUGCCUGAAAUCCAUAUAGAUUACCACAUGGAAUUAUGAAUGUGUUUAUGAAAAUAUGGAAUUUUAUUUUUGCUUUAUUAAUGUACUAAGCUACUUGGCAUUUUUGUGUUGCCAACAUGACAUGAUGCAUCAUCUCACCAGAGCAGUAAUAAGUAACAAUGGUUUAGUUGGCCAUCACAUCUUUCUAGAGCUUAUUGUCUGUUUACAGUCUUGUAUUGUCAAUGCAUGACUGAGAAUUUGUUCGGUUAGCUACAGUUGGCUACCAUUGUAACUGGGGUGGUGUUAGUAAUCUCAUUUUCUGGUAAAUAUAUUCCAUUGCCUUAAUGCUUCUGUAUACAUACCUGAUUUGAACAACUAUGCAGGAUGUUUGUGAACAGUGGGGCAUGACUUUAAUGGGUGGCAGGGAAUGCCAAAACAAACAAUUUUUGUUAGUAAACCUAUGUCUGGAAAAGAAGAAACAAUGCAGAGUUAUAGGUGUGAACAGUAGCACACAAGAAGUUUUAAUUUUGCGCAUAUUUUACGCCACUUCAGUGGCUGAGAGAUUGCUCGAUCGCAGUGCCGUGACGUUCAAACGCUCAUAGUUAAACAUGCGCAAGCAAUCAGCGGCCUGGGUAUGGCACAAUGGAUUUUACAUUUUUGGCUUUGGCGAUAGGUGCAGUGUUGAUGGGUUAGCGAGUACAGU
Bacillus rossius redtenbacheri is the source of this 10190-nucleotide messenger RNA. RefSeq names its product SIN3-HDAC complex-associated factor. The transcript has 5 exons. Gene Ontology annotation, biological process: negative regulation of cell migration. NCBI's taxonomy places the organism in Eukaryota, Metazoa, Arthropoda, Insecta, Phasmatodea, Bacillidae. The record is from RefSeq and is a predicted model, not a curated record. Gene Ontology annotation, cellular component: Sin3-type complex. Bases 181 to 1083 code for a protein of 300 amino acids.